Molecule: messenger RNA, 7631 nt
Organism: Xyrichtys novacula (pearly razorfish)
Lineage: Eukaryota; Metazoa; Chordata; Actinopteri; Labriformes; Labridae
Source: the annotation of a GenBank genome assembly
AUGAUUUGUUACACAGUGACUGUGUCCACGGGGAGUCAGUGGUUUGCAGGUACAGACGAUUAUAUCUACAUCACACUGGUGGGCACAGAGAGAUGCAGCGAGAGGACACUGUUGGACAAACCUCUCUACAACGACUUUGAGAGGGGGGCGGUAAGUUCAGGCACACUGCUGAGGGGCUGAGAGGAGUUUAACUUCAGCGUAUAUGAUGAGCAUCAACAGCAGCACAUAAAUCCUGUUUUCAGAUUGUAGGUUAUCAUGAAAGAGGAAGCAGUUACAACAGACAUAACUUCAAUCUGUCAUAAAAUGAACAACUUUACCAAGUAGACGUACAACUUGUUCCCUUUUUAACUUCUACUUUGACAAACUGAUGCUUUAAACACAGAUUUUAUGAGUCAAUCUAAACUGAUCAGGAUAUCAACUACAGUUAAAUAUCAGAGGUCAGAAGGUUUGUUUACACCUGCUGUUAAUUUCUUACACAGAUACUGUACAAAGUCAGAAAGUUUACCCCUGUGAACAAUUAGAAAUGGUGAUUUAUAAAACAGAUGAAAAAUAGAGGCUUCGAGACGGUUGGAGAAAGUUAAGCUGAAAGAAACAGAAAAAGCUCAUUCAAAUGUGGAGCAAGGUUGAAAAAAAUUCUUAACCCUCCUCCUGUGUUAGGGUCUGCAGUGACCUGUUUUUGUUUUUAAAUGCUUAAAAGAACCACUUAAAUUAGUUAGUUUGCAUUAAGACUGUAUGGACUUUGUCAGGAACCUCUAUUUCAACAAAAUAAAAUAUAUUUUUUUUAAUUGUGCUCUUAUUAAAAUUAUGGCACUUGUCAUGUUAGGGUCCCUGUUGACCGGGUUAGAUCAAUAUCUAAUAAUCAGAGCAAAAACUGAAAUCACAUGUUUACUGUCAGGCAUCACACUGACAGUCAGAUCCUCUUCCAAUCAUGUAAGAUGUAGGAAAUUAUCAUUUUGCCUGGUUUUCCCCUGCACAAAAAGAGAAAAAUGUCCAGACAUGUGAAAUCAGUUCAGUAUAGAUGUCUGUGUGAGCGGCAUACUGACAAAGAAAGUCCCAGAGGUCAACAACAAAAAAUAAUACAAGCAAUAAUUUUAUGGAUAAUGAAGCCUAACAAGGUAACCUAGAGAUGAGAACCAAAUUGGAUGAUAGAGAAUUGUUUUUAGUGAAAUUUACAGCUGAUUGUGAUGAAGACACGGGUCGAAACCGACCCUUAACAUGGUGGGUGCGUAGUAAAAGCUAACACAGGAGGAAGGUUUAAAGUUCCUGUGAGGAGUUUCAAACUAGGCUGAUGGAUGAUGCCUCUUCAGGACCCACAAAAUCAAACUGGACCAUUAGUGAUAAAACUGAGAUUUUCUUUAAUGCCCAUAUGAGGGUCGAUAUGAGAUAAGACUAAACACAGCACAGUGAAGAAAAACCUUUCUUUUACUUUAUCAGCAGCAGAUACUCGUGGUAACUGAAGGGUGGCACUUUUUGUUAGAAAACUCAACUCAGGCUGGAGAUAAACUUGCUCUUCAUAUUUAUGCAAAGGCACGAUGGCGUCUCCACAUACCCAGCAUUGGUCUGAUGCUUUACCUUCUUCAUGGGUGGAGUUUUUGAACUGCUGUUGCAACUCUCUUUUCCUGCUUUCACUCUUGACCCCAUCUGUUUGACCCUCUGCCCCUCAGGAGGCUGCUACAGGUUAACUGUAUUUUUGCUUCAAGAAAAUUUACAUUUAAAACCAAUAUACCAUAAAUAUAACAGCUAUACUACAUUUUCAUAAUGUUUUUCUGCACAACAAUAACUGAGAAUCGAAUGACUCCAAUAUAAAUCUAUUAUUUACCACCAAAACAGCAUUAAUGAUAUCAGUUACCAUAGUACCACAGUAAACAACCACAGUUUUUUCAGCUCUGACUACAUUUCCAGGUGGACUCCUAUGACGUAAGGGUCGGGGAGAACUUGGGUGAGAUUGUGUUGGUGAAGAUAGAGAAGAAGAAGUACUGGGUCCAGGAUGACUGGUACUGCAGGUACAUCACUGUCAAGACCCCCUCUGGAGACUACAUCGAGUUCCCCUGUUUCCGCUGGCUGGUAGGGGACAAAGAGGUGGUGCUGAGAGAUGGAAUAGGUAGAAAUCAGACAACUUACAAACUAUCUGUGUUCUUAUUUCAAUGUGUUUGCUCAUGCUCUGUCUGCUCUAUCCCUCAUUUGCUCUUGUGUUUGUUGCAGCACGUCUACCUCAGGAUGAUAAGACCAGCUUGGUGAAGCAGCACAGACAAAAAGAGCUGGAAACGAGGAGGAAAACUUACAGGUAAGAUCUUUAUGCAUUUGCAAUUAAAAGGUGCUGAUGAUGGUUUGUACCAACUUUACUCUGCGUUACAGAUGGAAGGAGUGGCAGCCUGGUUUCCCAAUGAGCAUCGAUGCUGAUAGACACAGAGAUUUACCCAGAGACAUCCAGUUUGACAGCGAGAAGGGAGUGGAUUUCGUCCUGAACUACAGCAAAGCGUACGUGCUCUCUCUCACAUGAAUGAAGUAGAACUUUUUUUUUUUUUUACCAACUGUGGGUCAGUGGAAAACUUUCCUGAUGCUACAAUCAGAUGUCUGGCUGUGCUUCUAUUUUUGACGCAUCAAAAAACAGAGGCUUCAUUGUGUUCAUCACACAGGGGACAUUUGCAUUAUGCACUCAUGCAGGCGUGUGAGGUUGCGCCUAGAUACAGCGCAAAUAGAUCAAUACAUAUUUGCAUUAUGAAGCAGCUCUACACCAAGAUAACAAAUUGAGAAUAAUGUGUGAUGAUGUCUGAACUUUUGAGAUUGAAACUAGUUUUGGUAAUCUGCAAGAAUGAGUUUAAAGGAUUUAGACAUGAAUGCUGCAUCUUUGUUAACACAGAAAACUGUUGGAGUAAAUUUUUUCUUUUAACCAAAUCCAUCAGUAAAAAUGAAAAAAAAACGAAAAAAAAAAAACACUUACUUAACCAAAAUUCAGUUUAGUUUAAGUGUUUGAGUUCCAUAUUACACAAAAACAGUUACAACACACAGAGAAACAAAUAUGACUAUGUGAGUGUGAGGCUAACAGGAACAAUGAUGAUGAUGAUGAUGAUGAUGAUGAUGAGGAUGAUGAUGAUGAUGAUGGUUAUAUUUCCAGAAUAGAGAAUCUGUUCGUGAACCAGUUCAUGCACAUGUUCCAGUCCUCCUGGAGCGACUUUGGGGACUUUGAGAAAAUAUUUGUGAGGAUCAAAAACACAAUCUCAGGUCCGCAUCACAAUUCUACUCUAUGCUUGAAUGUUAUAUGUUAUGUUUUGUUACGCUACAUUAUGUUACGCUACAUUAUGUUAUGUUAUGUUAUGUCAUGUUAUGUUAUGUUAUGUUGUUUUGUCUGUAUGAUCUAUCAUGCCGUGCCAUGUUAUGUUAUGGUAACGUUUUAUGUUGUGUAUUACCAUGUCUUGUUAUAUUAUGUUAUAUUCUAUGUCAUGACAUAAUAUGUUAAAUUGUUAUAUUAUGUCAUGUAAUGUCAUGUUUUGUUAUGUUUGUAAGUUUUUUAAUGUUGUUGUUUGUUAUGUAAUGUGUUAUAGUAUUGUUAAGCAUUGUUCGGUUUAAUAUGUCUUCUGUUGUUAUGUAAGUUUGUUGUUAAAGCUCCUUAUCUAGGUUUUCAGCUGCAAAUGAAACACACUGAAAUAACUUUAAUGCCCCUUUAAGACCUUUAAUGAGAUUUUUAGCCAUUUCAGUGCGGUUAUUUUUAACUUUAAUGUGGGAAACUACUGAUGAGGGUUCAGUGUUAAACCAAGUGAUUAAUUGUGAACUUCAGUAAGUCAACCCUUUUUGUGUUUGUUCUUUUAUGUUAGAUCAAAAACCAAGCCAUGCUUUGCCAUAAUAUGCCUUGUCAUGCUAUGUUAUGCUGUAUGAUGUGUUGUCAUGUCAUGGUGUUCCAUACAAAACUUGGCUUUGCUUUGCUAAGCUGGAUAAACACACAGUAUUUUGUCAUUUUAUUCUAUACCUUGCUCUUUCAGGUUAUGUUAUAUGUCUUAUUUUUAUCAUGGUUUAUGUUCUCGGUCAUAUCGUGUCAUGUCACAUUGUGUUAUGUAAUGUUAUUCUCUUUGUUUCAGAGUAUGUGAUGCAACACUGGAAAGAAGACUUCAUGUUUGGGUACCAGUUCUUGAACGGUUGCAACCCCACAGUGAUCCGAAAGUGCACCAAACUUCCUGACAAGUUCCCCGUCACUCAUGAGAUGGUUUCUGUCAGUCUGGAGAGAGAGAUGACUCUGGAGCAGGAAAUGGAGGUAGACCCAUUAGUCUCUUUGGUCAUAUUUAACAUCAAGAUACCAGCUAUCAAUCUGAGCCAAGAGUCAAUACAUGAAGAACUUCAUAUGAUACCAUGAUAAUAAUCUUGAAUCAAUGUUCUGACCACAGGCAGGUAACAUCUACAUAGUGGACUAUGAGCUGAUAGAUGGUAUCAGUGCUAAUACCACAGACCCGUGCACACUGCAGUAUCUGGCUGCUCCAAUCUGUCUGUUGUACAAGAAUGCCCGGAACAAGAUCCUGCCCAUCGCUAUACAGGUACUGUUGUAUAUUCAGAGGGAUGUUUCUUCUGUUAUAUGAAUAUGUGAACUUCUUCUUCAAGCUUUUUGUGUUUCUUUUCUCUCAGCUUUGUCAGACUCCAGGUGAAGACGCGCCGAUCUUCCUUCCCACUGACAGUCAGUAUGACUGGCUGUUGGCUAAGAUCUGGGUCCGCUCAGCUGACUUCCAGCACCACCAGACUAUCACACACCUGCUCAGGACUCACCUGAUGACUGAGGUGUUUGCUAUCGCCAUGUACAGACAGCUGCCCGCUGUUCACCCUGUGUACAAGGUAAAACUUAAAGUCACCUCUUGAUUGAUUGAUUGACUGUUGACCUGUUGGCUGAUGUUUGACUGGAUGAUGUUCCUCUCUCAGCUCCUUAUACCACACAUUCGUUUCACCAUCGCUAUCAACACCAAAGCCAGAGAGCAGCUCAUCUGUGAGUGCGGCAUCUUUGACAAGGUGAGUAUGCAGAUUUCUUGUAGAAGAAGAAGGAGAUCAAUGAGGAGGGGAGAUGAUUAGGUCAGUAAAAUUUAUCUAAAAAACUGUGAAUAUCAAAAAAUAUGUGUAAUUUAUCCAAAGUGAACAGCUACAUGAACUCAAAGUCAUGCACAUAAUGAAAUAAAAGGCUGCAUGAAGUAAUGUUACAUCUCUGUCCAUCUAUAGGCCAAUGCUACAGGCGGAGGUGGUCAUGUCCAGCUGGUCCAGAAAGCCAUGAAGACUUUGACCUUCAGGUCUCUGUGCUUCCCUGAUAUGAUCAAGUCUCGUGGUGUAGACAAGAAGGACGAGCUGCCCACGUACUUCUACAGAGAUGAUGGUUACAGGGUGUGGGAAGCCACCAAGAGGUGCCAACAGCUUUUUUUUCUUAGUUUUUUAGUGAUUUUACAGACAGCCAUUAUCAUUUAAAGAUUGUUUUUUUGAUGUGGAAGAAAGCAGACACAAUCUGAUAGGUUAGUGGGAAUAUUUCUUCAUCUGUGGUUGAGAUAAUAGCAAAAUUUCAAAGAGGGAAAAGUUGCAGAAUGUUUUAUGAUUUCCUCUGUACACAGCUGCUGUCCUGUUCUCUUCCCUGUAGCUUUGUGUCUGAUGUGGUGCACAUCUACUACAACAGUGAUGAGACUGUGCAGGAAGAUGAAGAAAUCCAGGCCUUCAUUAAAGAUGUGUGCAGCUUCGGCAUGCAGGACUUCGACCACUGCGGUGUGUACACAUGACAGACUUCCUAUUUUAUUAUUCUACCUUUAAAACAACAAACCAGUGUACAGUUACGUUUACCAUGGGGAGGGGAAGCUCACUUUUCUUCAAUAUUUCAGUGGUGUGGUAUUUUCUGGAGGAGACAGGUGUGGUAGUGAACAGACAGCAUUUUAAAUUCAUAUUUGUUCUGUCAGAGUUGAAUGGUUUGAGGUUGACAACAGGAAGCCACAGGAGUCACAGUGAUGGUGUCACUGCCUGAGCUCCACUGUUGUAAUCUUCGUUCCUGUAUUUCUCCAUUACCUAUUCUCGAUCGUUGUGUAAGGAUCUGUCAUACGCACAGCUUUACAGAGAAAAAAAAAAGGUUUGCAAGGAUUUAACCUGAAUUUCUUGUGUCAAAAAUCAACCGACAGAGUUUCCAAAGUCCCUGAAAACACGUAAGGAGCUGACAGAGUACCUGACUGUGGUCGUGUUCACUGCUUCAGCUCAACAUGCAGCUGUUAACUUUGGACAGGUGAGUCAUGAAUAUAGACAAUAAUAUUCUUAUUUUUUUAAGACUGUUUAGAAAGUAAAAAGAAGCCUCUAGUAGUUGUGGAGGAUUUAUUGGAGAUAAAUUGAUAUUUAUUGUGCAGAUUUUAAACAUUUACUGUUUUUUAAAUGUAGUUUGAGUUUGAGCUCACAUUGACAUAAUAAUUAUGAUGAUGAUGAUGCAGGAUUCGUAUCAGUGGCUUUUAUUAAAAUACCAUUCAUAAUAAUACUACUAAUAAUAAUUGCGUUAGAAAGCUGCACAAGUCCUCUAUUCAAAGCAUUUAAGAAUGUCGGACAAAACUGUUGGACUAAAUGUAAUUUGUAAAGUUAUUAUAAAUGUCAUUUAUGAUUGAAGAUGAUGUAUAUCAGUUGCUGUUUUUUAUGAGCAGUGUGGCAGUUUAAUCCCCUGCUGGUGGAAAUAAACAUAAAUCUUGAAUUCAACCAAGACAGAAAAAAGUUCUGCUCCACUUUUAUAAUUUUUUUUCUCUUAUUUUUCUAACUUUAUAUAUUUUUGUGCCAGGAAAUGCAUCAUUGCCUCAGCAAACUGGAUACAUUGUUCUUUGGUUUGAGGUAUAUUUUCGAUAUCUAUCAGACACCUGCAGUAUUUUUGGAAGGGUCAAAACUAGUUAAUACUCUGUUGAGGAACCUUUUGUCUGUGAAGACUUUGGCGCCCCCUUGUGGACAAAAUGACAACUCUUUUGUUUCGUAUGUUUAAUGUAAAUUGACACAUAAAUACUUCCUGUUGUAUUUUUCCAGUGAAACCUAUCUCUUUCUGUUAAUAUUUGAAGUGGGAAAAGUAACAAAGGCUGUCUGGUCUCGCUCAUUAUCAAAGCAAGUGUUGUGCAGUACAAGUCUAAUGUUGCAGAAAUGGAUGUAUUCAAAUCAGUUCCCUGACUGCUCAGUUAAAUGUGUAGCAUCCUUGUACAUAUUGUGUAGUAUGACUGGUGCUCCUGGAUCCCCAACGCUCCAUCAACCAUGAGAAGACCCCCACCCAACCAGAAGGGCUUGGCAGAUGUGAAUUUGAUCAUUGAGAGCCUCCCUGAUCGCGGACGCUCCAGCUGGCACCUAGGGGCCGUCUGGGCCCUCAGCCAAUACCAAGAGAAUGAGGUAGAGAGUCCAAACACCAGUAACUCUUUGUACUCCAUUACAUCUCAGUGAAGACCAUCUUCAGGCUCUUUUCCUGGAUUACCUCUCCACUUUCUCUCUCUCUGCAGCUGUACCUGGGCAUGUAUCCUGAUGAGCGCUUCAUAGAGAAGCCGGUGAAGGAGGCAAUGGAGAAGUUCAGGAAGCAGCUGGCAGAGAUCACCAGCUCCAUCAAGAAGAGGAACGAGGGGAAGAGGCUACCGUACUACAACAUGUCCCCUGACAGAAUCCCAAACAGUGUCGCUGUUUGA